AGUCACAGAAAAACUGAUUAGUAUAUAUAAUUAGUUAAAAAUAAUUCGAGAAAGAAUCUAAUAAGACUUGAAUUGGUAUAUGAAAUAACAAUAAUACAAAUGCAAUCUUCUUCUGUUUGGCUCUCUUUUUCUCAUCAUAUUAUUUUAAUGACACCGCCAUAUAAAUUCAACCGAGAGAAGACUUUUUUAUCGUUAAAAUUAGAGGGAGUUUAUUAAGUCAAAAAAAGCAUGAAGAGGAAGAGAGAGAUGGAGAGGAAAACAGAGAUAAAAUCUGCCAUUGAAGAGCUUUCUUUGCUCAUUAAACUUACUACAAGAAAUAAAAACAACAUUAAUUCUAAUACUAUUGCUACUACUGCGGCGGCGACUGGUGUUGGUGCUGCGGGAGCUGAUCAUCUUAAACAACAACAAAUUCAGCAAGAAUUGGUGGUUUCCAACAUACCGACAAGACCAUUUCUCUCGAUUUGUUCCUUGAUUAUUCAAGUUCUUGAUAAGAUAGGACCUACCAUGGCUGUAAUGAGACAAGACAUUGACAAGAAUAUUCAGAGAGUGGAGAUGCUUUGCGAUACUGAUCCGACAACAUAUUCAAAUUUGGUAGAGAUAUUAAACAAAGAAGCAGUUGAACGAUGUGCUAAAAAAGGUGAUACCUGUAGCAAAGCCUUGGUAUGGCUUACCAGGUCCCUGGACUUUACGGCAGCAUUGCUUGAAAAGUUAAUAGGUGAACCAAGGGAAAACAUGGAGCAAAUUGUGGGGAAAUCUUACGAGACCACUUUGAAACCUUGGCAUGGAUGGAUUUCAUCAGCUGCUUAUAAAGUAGCGCUAAAACUAGUACCUGAUACUGAUACAUUCAUUAGCCUACUCAUGGACAAAGGUCAAAAUAUUGACACCUUCAAAGACGAAAUACAAGCUUUCAUUUCAUUACUCGUGCCCCUACUGGAAGAUCUACACUCUACUCUAAGUUCAUAUGGGCUGGAGAAGCUCAAGUCUACGUAACCACGUUUUGAUAAGUACUACUUCUGUACAUAUAUACCAAAAUGUAAUAGAGAUUAAUUUCUAGCCAAUUCGAUUUCUUGUUUCAAUUCUAUUCAAAUAUGUAUGCUUAUAUAAACUCUUUUUUUUAGAAGCUCGAGGUGUAUACAUAUAUAUACUUCAUGUAAAUACUUAAUUAUCUGCUAAUCUAUAUUGAAGGAUAAGACUUGUACCGAUAAUAACUAUUAUCCUUUUUU
This is a messenger RNA of Spinacia oleracea (spinach), 1223 nucleotides long. RefSeq names its product glycolipid transfer protein 3. NCBI's taxonomy places the organism in Eukaryota, Viridiplantae, Streptophyta, Magnoliopsida, Caryophyllales, Amaranthaceae. Gene Ontology annotation, molecular function: ceramide 1-phosphate transfer activity; ceramide 1-phosphate binding. The transcript has 6 exons. The record is from RefSeq and is a predicted model, not a curated record. Gene Ontology annotation, cellular component: cytoplasm; cytosol; membrane. Gene Ontology annotation, biological process: ceramide transport; intermembrane lipid transfer. The coding region runs from base 229 to 990 and encodes 253 amino acids.